Molecule: messenger RNA, 3261 nt
Organism: Haliotis rufescens (red abalone)
Lineage: Eukaryota; Metazoa; Mollusca; Gastropoda; Lepetellida; Haliotidae
Product: tripartite motif-containing protein 2-like
Exons: 3
Coding region: 556-2463 (635 amino acids)
Biological process (GO): positive regulation of DNA-templated transcription
Cellular component (GO): nucleoplasm; chromatin
Molecular function (GO): protein binding; zinc ion binding; ubiquitin-protein transferase activity
Source: RefSeq, a predicted model, not a curated record
GUUAUAAAUCUCUUCACGCUGUCAAGUUCCCUUGAAUCAACAUUUCUCGCGUGUAGCACGCAUUCCUCUUGACCCUCAUUUACAUGGUGCACGGUCCCAGGAAUCGUUACCUGUUUAUAUCUCUAUCAGGGGAGGGACGUUACACGGGGUGCACUCGUCAUACACUGCCGGACAGGCAUUGUUUACCGUGGAGUACUUGGUCCGUGCUGACAGCGGACAGAUGUAGCCGGGGGAGGGGUUCCGUGUCGCAGACAGGUAGAUCCGCGGGGAGUGGACAGGUACCUACGGCCAGCUGUGCAGUGCAGGUAGACAGGAGGGCGAGAUAGGGGCGCCUACACACCCGGGGAGCUGGUUGACGGGGGAGGAAUGUUCAUGAGCGUCACGUGACAGCGAGCAGACGACAUUGAGCUCGGCAGACGACAUUGCUAGAGUAGACGACGAGGAGAGGCUACGUCAAACGACUUGCAAUGAAGUUUGAUGACAUGUAGAAUUUUCGGAGAAGACGACACUGAAUAAAGCAGACGACAGAAGGAAGAAGAGCAGACGACCGCAGUAAUGGCGGACGCAGAGAUCCUCAACGCUCUUUCGGAGGGUCUCUGCAGCUGCGGAAUUUGCGGCCGUCCUCAGCGACGUCCUAAGGCUUUGCCCUGUCUACACUCUUUCUGCAAAACGUGUCUGAACGACCACAUCAACGGCGAGCUCGAACGAAACGGGUCCAAGUCUUUCCCUUGUCCGAAAUGCAGACAGACUACACUGCUUCCUUCCGACGGCAGGAGAGGGAGGUACGGCGAUAGCUUCAAGGAUGAUUCGUUUGUAAAUAAGCUCAGUGAGGUCUUGACCGCUUAUAACGACGACAAAUCCUGCGACAUAUGUGACAGAAGGGACGUGACGGCACCUGCAGUCAACUGGUGCAUGGACUGCUAUGACGCAAUGUGUGACGCGUGCGGCAAGGUCCACCUCCACGGGGCGACCACCGCUGACCAUGUCGUCAUUUCCGCUGACGAGAUGCGUAAACUUCCGCUGGAGAACGUCAUGAAGCGGAAGCGUAGUGUUCUGUGCGGGAAGCACGAAGGGGAGGUGCUCAAGCUGUUCUGCGUAGACUGUCGAGGUCCUGCGUGUGUCCAAUGUGCAGCGACGUCACAUAGAACAUGUAAGAACUGUGUAACGGUGGUGGAAGCUAUGUCUGAGCGGGAGGAGGAUUUAGGCGAGCUUAUCGUUCAGGCAGAAGCGCUGCAGCUCAACCCCGAGGGGAAACCCAGGGGACAGGCCUUGGGGGACUCGGGGGAGGUCUUGGAGGAGACCAUUAAGCGUUCAGAGGAGAGGAUUAAAUCCCUCUCGGCAGAUUUGAUCAAGAGGAUCGAAGAGAGCCAGAGCAAACUUCUCAGUCGUCUGAACGACUCGGCACAGAAGCUUCGUAGCCAACUAAACGGGUCCAAAAAAGGCCCCCCAAAAGACCACAUGACGACCCUAAAGUGCGCAAGUGAACGGAUGCAGGCUCUGCUCAAGUACGGAAGUGACGUUGAGAUCUUGCAGGUGUACGAGACUAUCAAAGACUCGAUCCAACAGAUAGGGCAGGAGGGGGACUCGACCGUGGAACCCCCUGAAGACAUGAUGGUCAGGGUCAACUUUGCUGUGACAGACCCUGUGAAACUGUUCAACAGGGACUUUGAGGAACUCGGUGAGAUUCAAAUCGAGGAUUGCAAUUCGGACGAAGGUCUCUCCUCGUGGGGAGUCGCCUGCACGUCGAAGGGGGAGAUAAUCGUGGCUGAUUGCCGGAACAAACGAGUUCAGAAGUUCACCGGUAAUGGCGAUCUCAUUGAUCAGAUCCAGAUCAGCGAGGAACCACGAGAUUUGACGAGGUGUGGCGACAGAGAGGAGGUGGCCAUUACCAUCAACAAAAAAGUAAUCUUCUUUGUCAUCACUGGUGGACAGAUGGCGCUCAAGAAGAGAGUGAGGACGGACAAACAGUACGACAGUAUCGAAAUGUCCAAAUCGGAAGACAGUUUGCUCGUCAGCUGUCUCAAAGAUGCUUCUGUGGAUCUCAUCAGCCUUGAAGGGGAGGUCCUGAAGUCCUUCAACGCAGAUGCUGAGGGCAAUCCGAUAUUCGUCCAACCACGAUACGUUUGCUUCACAAGGGAGGGGAACUACGCUGUCACCGACGUCACCAGCAACACCGUCAAGUGUAUAUCCCCCGAGGGUCAGCUUGUCUACGCCUACCACCCCGACGGCGCCCACGUCCUCAGAAAACCUCAAGGUCUCUGCGCUGACAAGAUCGGCAACAUCUUCAUCGCCGACUACGCCAACAGUCGGAUCCAGCUGAUCACCAGCGAGGGGUUCUUCCAGAGGUUUGUCCUGGCCAGAGAAAGUGGACUUUCUCGACCAGUGGCCAUCAACAUGACGUCCUCCAACAAGCUGAUUGUGGUCCAGAGUGACGGGAUGGUCAAAGUCUUCAGCUAUGAAUGACCCGGGCAUAUGAAGCCCCGCUUCAAAGUGACAUGUUGGUGCCCACACUGCCUCGCCAAGGAAGAACAGGAGGCGGCAGCUGCGCAGUAGACGCAUUCAAAGAAUUCUGGGAGAUUAUUGGCAUCAAGGCCCUGCUGUAGACGCUAUAUCAAGACGCCGUCAUAGAUUCAGAUGCUUGUAAUGUGCUCGUAGAAAACAUGACGUACUUCACUGUGUAUAUAUCAGUCACGAUGGCUUGUAACCUAGAGGACAAACUUGGCAGAUUAGGAAGUAAUAAACAUAUUGGCUUUACGAAAAAGUAGCAAAACCUCAUUGACACAUAGGUAGGGUUCUAAUGAAGAUUUGUAUAUCUGGAUAAGUGUAGAUUCACAGAAGAUAUAAAACUACAUAUACUGAACAAGAGAACCUUGAAUAUUUUUAGGGAUAUUAUUUAUGAAAUAAUGUACUUAAUCUACAAAAAAGGAUGUUUAUGUUCAGUAUAUUUGUAUCUUGGUAAGUAAUGGGUUUCAAGACCAUAACGAACACUGCUAGUCUUUAAUACAAACUAACGACCCCUAUUUGUUUUCCAAACAAGGAGACGGCGACGACAGUGUAGUCAUCACGUCAUCAACAACUCUUAUCGUGCGCCACCUGUUUACCUGUAGAAACUUAUGGCGGUUUAUUCAAACAAGUUACCCAAGAUGUAAUCAGCAGCUACUAGUUAUAAGGUAUAAUUUAAAUACAGAAUGUAAUAUGUUUUGUGAAAAUGUUUUGCAUGCUGUGUCUACACCAUGCAUAUAUCAAGUAAUAAAGCCGAGA